This is a messenger RNA of Cololabis saira (Pacific saury), 4412 nucleotides long. RefSeq names its product anthrax toxin receptor 1-like. The record is from RefSeq and is a predicted model, not a curated record. The coding region runs from base 158 to 1948 and encodes 596 amino acids. Gene Ontology annotation, cellular component: membrane. Lineage: Eukaryota; Metazoa; Chordata; Actinopteri; Beloniformes; Belonidae. Gene Ontology annotation, molecular function: signaling receptor activity. The transcript has 18 exons.
UAAUCCAGCGACGAACGCUUCAUGCCUUCAAGAUCAGACUUCAUAUCAUGGCAGACAGCAUCAGAACUUUUUGAAAGGGAUUGGAGAGGAGAAUUUGAGCUGGAGAGGAUCUGUAUUUACCCUCUUUCAAACUGAAUGCUGUCUUAAAUUUGGGGUGAUGUCACAGUGCUGGUGCAGACAGACCCUGCUCCACCUGGAGCUGGGCAUGCUGGUGGCCAUCCUAGUGGCCGGCAACGCAGCACAGUUCAUCGAGAGGAGGGAAGCUGGGUCAUCUUGCUACGGUGGAUUUGACCUUUACUUUGUGCUGGACAAGUCUGGCAGUGUGCAGCACUACUGGAAUGAGAUAUAUUACUUUGUGGAUCAUCUGGCUCACAAGUUUAUCAGUCCUCAGCUGCGGAUGUCUUUUAUUGUAUUUUCAACAGAAGGAAGGACUCUCAUGGCACUAACAGAAGACAGAGAGCAGAUUCGUGCUGGCCUGGAGGAGCUGCGCAUGGUGCAGCCAGGUGGAGACACUUUCAUGCACAGAGGGUUUCAAAGAGCCAGUGAGCAAAUAUACUACGGGACUGGAGAUGGGUACCGGACCGCCAGUGUGAUCAUCGCCCUGACAGAUGGGGAACUGAGAGAGAAUCAGUUUGAUCUGGCACAAAGGGAGGCCAGCAGAGCACGCCAGCUGGGUGCCACUGUGUACUGUGUUGGAGUGAAAGACUUCAAUGAAACGCAGCUUUCCACCAUAGCUGACAGUAAGGACCAUGUCUUCCCUGUGAACGAUGGAUUUCAAGCGCUGCAAGGGGUCAUUGACUCGAUCCUGAAGAGAUCAUGCAUUGAGAUCCUGGCUGUGGAGCCCUCCAGUAUCUGUGAAGGAGAAACCUUCCAGGUGGUCAUCAGAGGAAAUGGUUUCUCUCAUGCCAGAGAUGUACAGAAAGUUCUCUGCAGCUUCCGCAUCAAUGAUACUAUUACUCUGAUGAAGAGACCUUUGGUGGUGGAAGAUACCUACCUCUUGUGCCCGGCUCCGGUUCUGGAAAAGUAUGGAACGGCGGCUACUCUCCACGUCAGCAUGAAUAACGGACUCAGCUUCAUAUCAAGUUCUGUCACAAUAACUGCAGUCACUUGUUCUGAUGGGACCUUUGUGGCCGUGGCACUGCUCAUCCUGCUGCUGCUGCUGACCCUCGCUCUGCUCUGGUGGUUCUGGCCUCUCUGCUGUACUGUGGUUAUUCAUGAGCCGCCUCCUCCAGUGAUGGAUGACAGCUCAGAUGAUGAGGAUGGCUUUCCCAAGAAGAGGUGGCCCACCGUAGAUGCAUCGUACUACGGUGGCCGUGGAGUUGGGGGCAUCAAGAGAAUGGAGGUUCGUUGGGGGGAUAAAGGCUCAACUGAGGAAGGAGCCAAACUGGAAAAGGCUAAAAAUGCUCGGGUUGUGAUGCCCGCUCAGGAAUAUGACCCACCUCCACCACGGCCUUACUAUAACAUGCACAAGUCCACCCGUCCCCAGAAGUGGUACUCGCCCAUCAAGGGAAAGCUGGAUGCUUUAUGUGUAUUUCUGAGAAAAGGCUACGACAGAGUGUCUGUGAUGCGACCUUAUCCUGGAGACAAGGGCAGGUGCAUAAACUUCACCCGGAGUCAGUCCUAUCCUGCCCCCAGCUACCCCAUCUACAACCAUCCCUCGACACCCGUCUACACUUUACCCCACACGCACCAGCGCCGUCUAUCAGAGGGCAGCAUGUUCCUCCAUUUGCCCCCCUCGCCAACUUCAACCCUGCCUCCUCUGCCAUCCACUCCCCCUCCGGCCUCCUGCAACUCUCCCACAUACACACCUCCUCCCAACAGAACCCUGCCACCCCCAGCUAACGCCAGCCCUGUCUCGGCACCCCCGUCUCCAACUGGCUCGCUGCCUCCUUCUAGAGCCCCCCCUCCAUCACGCCCUCCACCACGCCCCAAUCAUGAGAACCACUAAGGGUUCAAAACUAAAGAACUAAAAAUCUAAGAAGCAUGCAAGUCCAAAAUGGGAACCCGCAAGACCUUAUCACUGUGUUGUAAAUUGUGUCCAAACAGAAUGAGAAUUAGCGACUUUUGUCUUGACAAUGCGCAAUGAACUGUGGCUCUUUUCUCUGAAGUCAAGAUAAGGAAUAUUAAAUGGAAACUUGCACAAAUUUGGCUGUCAGGUGCUAUUAAAGUAAAGACUUUACCCAGUGUAAGAAAAAUGUCAUUUUAGGACUAUUGAUGAGACAUUUAGGUGUAACAUUAGAGCAGAGCACAGAAACCUUUUAUACAUACAGUAUAUUGUAUUUGAUGGUCAAUUUUGAUGAAUUUCUUUUAAUUUUCUGUCUGCAGGAUAAUCGCUUUCUCUUCUUAGAGCUGGCUAAGCUGAUCCCAAUAUAGCUUUUAGACACUGUACAAAUACAGGAGUGGCAGCAAUCUCUCCAUUGAGCUUUGUGGCAUGAAAGCAAACAAGCAUAUUUAUCACAAUAUAGAGUCAUACAUUAGUGACAUUCACAUCUCAGAAGAGUAGUUAUCUAAAUACUAUUAAAAAAAUGCACGAUGGGACACAGUAAAUAUAAUUUUUAUUAUAGUGAAGAUUUUUUUUAAAACCCCAUUUCCCAAAGAGUUGGGACACUGGUUAAAAUGUAAGAAUAAACAGAAUACAUCCAUCCACCCACGUUCUAUACCCCCUUUAUCCUUUGCAGGGUCACAGGGGUCUGCUGGAGUCUAUACUAGCUCAUUAGAGGCGAGAGGCAGGGGUUACACCCUGGACAGGUCGCCAGUCUAUUGCAGGGCCACAUAUAGAGACAGACAACCAGACAUACUCACACUCACACCUACGGGCAAUUUAGAUGCAUCAUUUAAGCUAGCAUGCAUGUUUUUGGACUAUGGGAGGAAGCCGGAGUACCCGGAGGGAACCCACGCAAGCACGGGGAGAACAUGCAAACUCCACACAGAGAGAGUCGAACUACGAACCUUCUUGCUGUGAGGCAACAGUGCUAACCACCAAGCCACCGUGCUGCCUAAACAGAAUACAAUGAUUUUAAAAUAUCAUAAACCCAUAUCUAAUUCCCAAUAGAACAAAUUCUAAAAGUGAUUUCAUGGAAAAUAAAUGGUAAUUAUGAUUUUGAUGGCAGCCACACUAUGGUGCCAUUUCAAUGUCAAAUAUAUUGCGAAUCAAAACCUCAAAUCUGAGAAUCAGAAUCCAAACUCAGACUCUAACCAAGAAAUCAAAAUCUCUAACAGAGUGCAAUCAUCUUCCUCGGUUAUACCUUUCUUUUCUCACCAUCAGUUCUAAAACCAUCUUUGUUUGCUGGUUCUCCAUAACCACGACAAGCAAGUUUUUGACGCUCAUGUCAUGCAAGGAGCUGAGUCCUUCAGUAGUCAAUCAGCUGCUAGAUCUCAGUUAUCCCCCUCCUCCUUGCUGACUGACGGAGCACUGAUUUGACACUUGUUCCAGGAUUGCAAAAGAAAAGCGCAACCUAGAAAGAUGGUUCUAAAAAGGAGAUGGUUUUAGAACUGAAGGUGAAAAAAAGAAAAGUCUGGCCCUUGAAGAUGACUGCACUCUCGUCAGAGAUUUUGGUUUCUUGGUCACAGAUUCUGAGUUUUGGUUCUCAUCUUUUGGGUUUUGAUUCACUAUACAUUUGGCACUGAAUUGACGCCAUACAACACAUCGCAAACGCAUCCAAUUAUGACCUUUGGCCUUGUCUCUUGCUUACAUAAAUUCCUCCUUAUCUCGGAAUCUUCUGAUGACUUAUACGCUGUAGAAGGUGGGAUCUUGAAAGUCAUCACAAUUUUAGGUUGGGGAACAUUUCCUUGAAAUUGUUUCACAAUGAUUCAACACAUUUUGUUGCAGUUUGGUGAGCCUCUGCCCAUCUUUACAUGUGAGAGGUUCCCCCUCUAUGAAAUACUCCUUUUAUACCCAGUCAUGUUACUAGUUGUUUAUUAGUUGUUUUUCAUCUGUGUCAAUUACUUUUCCAGCCUUUUGUUGCUACCGUUCUUACUUUUUUGAGAUGUGUUACUCCCAUCAAAUUCAAAAUGAGCAAAUCAUUUCCAUGAUAUGGCAAAAUAUCUGAUAUGUUGGUUAUAUUCUAUUAGCAAUAAGAUAUGGCUUUAUGAGAUUUGCACAUCUUUGCAUUCAGUUUCUUUAUUUACAUUCUUCACAGUGUCCUGUGAACUGGGGGUUGUAAUUAAAUCGUACAGAGUGCGUUCAGAGAUGUGUCAGCAAGUCAUCUUAAAACAAAGAGGUUACAUCUUUUUCCAAGUAUUACACUGACUAUGAGAUGGUGUUGAAGUUUUGAGAUGUUGUAGAAGUUCUGUCAUGCUGACAAAUGUCACCUGUAGUGGUUCUGUGCGUCACCGAUCCAGCAUCCACAAUUCCAGACUAAAGAUCUGAGUCCUGUGAUCAGAUUUGUUCAUGGCAACACAAUGUGCAAUAA